CCCUACCCACCCAACCCCUACCCACCGACCCAUCAUAUAUUCACCCACCCAUUCAUUCAUCCUGCGAACGGUGGCUGUUACCGGUUAGACCGGACGCGGCGGUCAAAAACACCGGCGCGGCGCCGCUCUCCGCACUCGGCUUCCCCCCUCCUCCCCCAACGCAUUUGCUUCCCAGCGGCCCCCAGUGAGUAAUCUCGGGGCUCCCAGAGGCCCUCCUCCUCCUGCCGCUGCUCAGGGACACCCCCUCUCUCAACCCGGCUCGGGGACGCGGCGAGAGGAGGGGACAUGCCGCGCGGGACGACGCCAUGAGGCUCAGGAAUGGAACGGUGGCAACGUUCCUGGUCCUGGCGACCUUCGUGUCGGUGUCUCUCUACACGACGUGGCAGACGCAGAAAGAUGACGAGGUGGCGGGGUACCAGCGCGAGCUGCAGUCGGUGCACGAGCGGCUGCUGCUGCUGGAGACGAAGAGUGCCCAGCGCUCGCGCGAGCUCGCCUCCGUGCUGCACGGCCUGCAGCGCGGCAACCGCAGCAACGACGGUGCGGCGAAGCGAGAGAAGCGCGUGCCGCUGGUCGGCGGCGGCGGCGUUGCCGUGGUCCCCAGCGUCAGCGGCGGCAGCCGCGGCACCGCAGCCCCCCGCGAGGCGGAGGGGCCCAUGGGCGGAAUCUUCUACUACCUCCCUCACCUGCUGCUGUUGCCGGGCCGCGGCCUCGCACCGGCCGUGCACCUCACGCAGGGCCGCAUGGGUGUGUCGGUGGUGCUGGGCGUACCGACGGUGAGGCGCGCUGUGCAGACCUACCUGAUGGACACCCUCGCGUCGCUCACCCAGGAGCUCUCGCCCAACGAAAAGAGGGACUGCCUCAUCAUCGUCUUCAUCGCAGAGACAGACCUGAGCUACGUGAACACGGUGGUGGAGCAGCUCAAGAAAGGGUUCCAGCACGAGCUGGACACGGGGCUUCUGGAGGUCAUCAGCCCUCCCGUGGGCUAUUACCCCGACAUGGGCAGCCUCAAGCAGACGUUUGGAGACUCGCUGGAGAGAGUCAGGUGGAGAACCAAGCAGAACCUGGACUUCUCCUUCCUCAUGCUCCACGCGCAGCCCCGCGGGAGAUUUUUCGUACAGCUGGAGGAUGACAUCGUGGCGAGGCCCAACUAUCUGACGACCAUGAAGAACUUUGCGGAGCAGCAGCCGUCCGACGAGUGGAUCAUCCUCGAGUUCUCGCAGCUGGGCUUCAUCGGUAAGCUGUUCAAGGCGUCGGACCUGAACCCGAUCGUGGAGUUUUUCCUGAUGUUCCACAAGGACAAACCCAUCGAUUGGCUGCUCGAUCACUUCCUGUGGGUCAAGACCUGCAACCCAGAGAAGGACGCGAAACACUGCGAGCGUCAGAAGGCGAAUCUCCGCGUUCGCUUCAAGCCGUCGCUGUUCCAGCACGUGGGCACCCACUCCUCCCUGUCGGGCAAGAUCCAGAAGCUCAAGGAUCGCGACUUUGGGAAGCAGCCGCUGCACAAGGCGCACCCAAACCCGGCGGCGGAGGUGAGCACGAGCCUCAAGACGUACCAGCAGUACUCGCUGGAGAAGGUCUACCUGGGCCAGGACUUCUUCUGGGCCUUCACGCCCGUCGCCGGCGACUUCAUCCUCUUCCGCUUCCACGAGCCCAUCCGCGUUGAGAGGUACCUGUUCCGUAGCGGGAACAUCGAGCACCCGGGCGACAAGCUGUUCAACACGAGCGUGGAGGUGCUGCCCUCCCUGAGUCCCGACUCGGGCAAAGAGACGCUUCAAGACACCAAGGAUCGCUCGUCCAAGUACUUGCGGACGGAGGACGGCUUCUUCCGCGUCGGAGCGUUCGUCAAUGGCGCCGCCGAGGGAGAGGUGGAGCAGGGUCUGGGCCCCAUCACGGCUCUGCGUCUCUCCAUCAUCACCGACUCGCCCGUCUGGGUCAUCCUCAGCGAGAUCUACAUCAAGAAGGCAGCGAGGUGACGGUGACACGGAGGCCCCCUCCCCCCGCGCCGCCUCCACCUCCUCCGUCGCCGCCACUGCCGCGGCAGCGAAGAGGAACUGGGACUGGUAUCGAACCUCCGCCCCUCGUCUCGGCCGCAACGCCCGUCCCUCCCCGAGCCGUCGUAGGCGCCUAGGAGGGGAGACGACCGAGGGUGGAGAAGCGAGGAGAAUCCACCUCGAGUUUUGGAGGGGGGGGGGAGGGGGAGCCGAGGGGAGGAGUGGACACAAUCGGAACUCCUGGGGUCUUGCGAUUUGAGAUGUUUUGGGGGAUUAACGAUGCCUGGUUCAGGCCCCCCACCCCCCCCCCCCCCCCCCCCAUUGAGUUGUUUUGGGAACGCAAAAACUUUUGUUGUUGUCUCCAAAGCUACCGGCCUCGUCUUGGGCAACUGGUAAAUAAGUUAUGACACUCCGCGGAGAAUCGCAGUGUGUGUUGAAGUGUGGGGGUGUGUGUGUGUGUGUAAGGAUCAAUGUCUCUCUUUCAAUUCGUAUACGAACCUUAUGGCGGGACCCCGGGGUCCCCAAUAAACGGAAGUCAAAAUCGUAAUUAAUUAAUUUAUUUUUGGCGACUCCGUCCCACCGCGCAGAUAAAGGCCGAGACCCCACCUGGCGUGGAUCGUUCCGUUGUCACGUCGUCUAAGCGCAAAAGCAGCGAGGACAAAUGCGCAGAAGAGCUGAACAAGCGAAUGCGCUCCAUGCUCGGGUAUGGGCAGGAUCCUGAGUCUUAUCCAAAGCCGUUCAAACUGCCGACACGACUUAAUUCCUUUAUUUGUUAUAACGGUAUGCAUAAUAAUACAGUGAAACUGCUCUCUUAUCUUCAUUAUUAUUUGUGACAUACCAAUGUCUGCAGCCAGGAUCAAUCGAUGACAAUCCUAUUACCUGCAAAUAUUUAACAGAUGA
Petromyzon marinus (sea lamprey) is the source of this 2891-nucleotide messenger RNA. Its product is annotated as alpha-1,3-mannosyl-glycoprotein 4-beta-N-acetylglucosaminyltransferase B-like. Gene Ontology annotation, biological process: protein N-linked glycosylation. Gene Ontology annotation, molecular function: acetylglucosaminyltransferase activity. Lineage: Eukaryota; Metazoa; Chordata; Hyperoartia; Petromyzontiformes; Petromyzontidae. The record is from RefSeq and is a predicted model, not a curated record. Gene Ontology annotation, cellular component: endoplasmic reticulum-Golgi intermediate compartment; endoplasmic reticulum; Golgi stack.